CAUUGAAUUGUGCAUUGGCCAAAAAGAAAAGAGUGGAAAGGUCGCAAGGGACAUGCUGAAGCUGAAGCUUAAUUCAAUGAAGAAACUUAGACGUUGCCUUGCUCUGUCGAACAUAUAUAGCCACAUGCUUCUUAUCCCCAGCUAAUCACUUUGACUUUGUCCUUCAACCUCAUAGUUCUGCAAAGAUUUCUCAGUAUAUAUCCUUCUUUGCUUCAUUUGCUUUGCUGCUUUCUUCUCUAUUCUCUUUCCUCCUCUUUACAGCUAAAGUUGUACUUCCUUUCAACAAAAGCAUGGCAGUGGGAGAGAUCUUUCUUGCGGCAUUCCUUCAGUUGCUGCUGGACAGGUUAACGCCUCGGGAGUUCCUAGGCUACUUUGGAAGCUUGGGAGGAGUUCGCAAAAAGCUGCAGAAAUGGAGGGGAACACUGUCUGCAAUUGCAGCGGUGCUUUCCGAUGCGGAGGAGAAGCAGCUGACGAGCAUGGCAGUGGAGCUGUGGCUGAAUGAUCUCAGACACUUGGCUUACGAUAUCGACGAUCUACUCAACACCUUUUCUACUGAGAUGUUAACACGCAAGCUGCUCAAGGUUGACCAAACUGGCACAAGCAAGGUACGAGGCUUCUUUACCAAAGUUCCUCACAAAGUUAAGUUCAAUUUCAAUAUGAACUGCGAAGUAGACGACAUUGCUAAUCGCUUGCAAGACAUAUUUGACCGGAAAGAGAAACUCGGUUUGAAAUAUAUUGAGCAUACCUCUACUUCAACAUCUUCAUCGCACAGGACACCAAGUUCUUAUGUGUUGGAUGGACCUGUGGUUGGGAGAGAUGAAGACACAAGAAAGAUUGUGGAAUUGUUGUCCAGAGGUGUUGAUCCUUCUUCUCCAACAAAAUAUCAAGUUGUUGCCAUUGUUGGUAUGGGAGGACUGGGCAAAACAACGCUUGCGGGACAAGUCUUCAAUGAUGUAGCUGCAGUGGAACAGUUUGAUCUCAAGAUCUGGGUUUCAGUGUCCCAUGACUUCGAUCUUCAAACGGUGACGAGAACUAUUUUUAAGGAAGUCACAUCUCGGCCAUGUGAUAUGGAUGAGCUCAGUCGACUUCAAGAUAAUCUGAGCAAGGAGAUCGAUGGUAAAAGGUUUUUGAUUGUUUUAGAUGAUGUCUGGAGCACGUGUGAUUAUGAUUCAUGGACAAAACUGCAAGCUCCCCUCCGUGGCGGAGCCAAGGGAAGUAAGGUAAUGGUGACAACACGUGAUGAAAAAGUAGCUGCAUUGACGGGAGCCCCAGCCGCUGAAGUUUAUUAUUUAAAGACUCUAUCAGAUGAAGGUUGUUUGCAAGUAUUUGAGCAGCAUGUUAGCAAUGACAGGCCACCGAAUUUCGAGUUGCUUAAGAAGAAAAUUGUUACGAACUGCAAUGGAUUGCCAUUGGCUGCAAAAACUCUUGGUGGUGUUUUACGUUGUAAAGAAACUGACAAGUGGGAGGAAAUACUGAAUGACAAAUUGUGGAGUAUAUCAGAUGGGAGUAAAAUACUCCCUGUACUGAGAUUGAGUUAUCAUUAUCUCCCUUCAACUUUGAAGAGGUGCUUUGCCUAUUGCUCAAUACUUCCCAAUGACUAUGAAUUUGGGAAAACCCAAUUGAUCCUUCUGUGGAUGGCAGAGGGUUUCCUUGAGCAACCAGAAGGGACUAAAGCAAUGGAAGAUAUCGGUGACGAAUAUUUUGGGGAGCUAUUGUCUCGGUCAUUAUUUCAAAACUCGGGCAAAAACAGUUUGUGCUAUGUAAUGCAUGACCUUGUUGGUGAUUUGGCACGAUGGGCUGCUGGAGACACAUUUUGCAGAUUGGAGGAUAAACUGCAUGGUAGAUGUUCUACAAAUACUCGUCAUCUAACUUACGUUUCUGGUAAGUUCGAUGGGGUAAAAAGAUUUGAGACAUUUUCUGAAGCAAAACGCUUGCGGACUUUCCUACCACUUCCUGUUUCCGGUGGUUAUGAGAAUUAUCUAACUCGUUAUGCUACUUUUGAUUUAUUGCCACAAUUGAAGUACUUGCGGGUGCUCUCCUUCAAUGGUUAUAAACUGACCGAGGUGCCAAAUUCCGUAGGUAAGUUGAGACAUCUACGGUACCUUGAUCUUUCUCACACAUUAAUAACGAGUUUGCCUGAGUCAACAUGCAUGCUUUACAACUUACAGACGUUAAUAUUAGAGAAUUGUUCAAAAUUGAAGACCCUACCUUCAAACAUGAGCAAUUUAUCUAAUUUACGUCAUCUCAAGAAUUCAAACAUGCCUUCAUUCGAAGAAAUGCCUCCCCAAGUAAGUCGGUUGACUCGUCUGCGAACUUUGCGUAAUUUUGUGGUGGGGAAAUGUAGUGCAUCAAGGAUUGGAGAGAUAGGGUCAUUGCAUCUUCGUGGGACCUUGAGCGUUGGAAGAUUGGAAAAUGUGAUUGAUGUUGGGGAUGCGAAGACGGCUCAAAUAAUGAACAAGGAAGGGCUGAAUACCUUGCAAUUGGAAUGGAGUGGCACAAGUGAGAACGAGUCGGAGGUGCUGUGCAGUUUAGAACCUCAUAAAAAGCUUCUACAUCUCACUAUCAAAGGUUACAAUGGUUUCGAAUUUUCAAAAUGGAUUGGACAUCCUUCAUUCUCUGAUAUGACAUUUGUGAAGUUGGAGAAUUGUAAAAAUUGUCAAUUCUUACCUCCUCUCGGCCAAUUACCAUCUCUGAAAAACCUUUGGAUAGAAGGACUGGCCAGUGUUGAAAGUGUGGGUGUUGAGUUUUACGGAGAGUGUAGCUUGCCUUUUCCAGUGUUGGAAGCCCUGAUUUUCAAGGAUAUGCAAAAUUGGAAGGAGUGGCUUCCUUGCAAAAGAGAUGAAGAAAUUCAAGUUUUGCCAUGCAUGGAAAAGCUUUUGGUCCUUAGUUGCCCCAAAUUGGAAGGUUGGUUACCCAAGAUCAUGGAUUCAUUAUCAGAUCUGCGAAUACGUGAAUGUGAAGAGUUAGUGGUUUCAAUAGCCAAUUAUAAACAUCUUCGUAAGCUGUUCAUCGACGGUUGUAAAAGGGUGGUGCACAGAAGUGGAGUUAAGUUUGAGUCACUGGAGGAUAUGGGGCUUUAUAAUAUUUCAGAGUUCAGACUCGAAAUAGACGGGUUCAUCAGAGGAUUGCCAAAGCUUCAAAAUUUGUGGAUUACUGGUUGUGAAGAGUUGACAUGUUUAUGGGAGAAUGAGGAUAUAUGGCUGCAGCGUGGGAUUUCUAAUAUUAUUGGAGGCAACAUGUCUGACUCCGCCUCUCACUUUAUUCAAGAGCUAAGAGCACUCAAGCAACUUGUGUUAACUGGAUGCUCAAAUCUAAUUUCUUUACCAGAAGCUAGUUGGCCACCUUGUCUUGAAUAUGUAAAGAUGGAGUCGUGUAAUUCUUUGACAUAUUUCGUAAGGUAUCAAGUACCGUCAAGCAUAAGAAGAAUAGAGAUAGCAAAAUGUCCAAAUUUGAAACUAUUAGUGAAACUACUAGAGGGUUGUCUGGAGCACUUGAAGAUAACAGAGUGUGCAUCUUUGACAUCCUUAUCAGGCAAAGGAGGCCGACUACCCAGAACGCUCAAAUAUCUUUAUUUACGUGACUGUCAACAAUUGGAGUCAAUAAGCAAAACAUUCCACGAUGACACUUGUCUUGGAGAUAUUAGGAUAAAGAGGUGUGCAAAUCUCAAAUCCUUACCAGAGGGGCUAUGCCAUCUCUCCGCUCUUCGCAUUUUAUAUAUAGAUGAAUGUGGAAGUCUCGUUUCCUUCCCAAGAGGAGGGUUGCCAUCCAACCUGAUAGACUUUCGUAUCGACAAUUGUGAUCAAUUGGAAGCCCUCCCCAGAGGCAUGGACAACCUCAGCUCUCUUCAGACUUUAUUGUUGGAAUACUGUGGAGGUAAUUUGGCAUCCAUUAUAGAAGAGGGUUUCCCACCCAACCUAAUUAAUCUUCAUAUUUGGACUCCCAAAAGCUGCAAGCCUCUCUCAGAGUGGGGGCUUCACCACUUGGACAGACUCACCUCUCUUAAAGGCUUGUGGAUCGGUGGUGUAGAUCCAGAUCUGGUGUCCUUUCCGCCAAAGGAGGUGCUGCUCCCUAAAUCUCUCAUUCAACUCGAGAUUGGAGAGUUCCCAAAUCUGAAGCGCCUGUCAUCAUCUUUUCAAUCACUCACCUCUCUUGAAUCCCUUUCAAUUGGUGGAUGCCCAAAGCUAGCAUCUAUUAUUCCAGAAAAAGAGGAUCAUCUGCCUCUUUCACUUACACAGCUUCGCAUCCGUGAGGGCUGUCCGCUGCUCACAAAGAAAUACCAACCAGGUAAAGGACGACACUGGCCCAAAGAAAUAGCCCACAUCCCUUACGUUUAUGUUGGAGACUUCAAGGACGAAGCCGACGCCGACCGCCGCUGGGCAUAGAAAUCAAACUAUAGAGCCGCAAGAAAGUAAGUUGAGCAAUUGACCAGCUCAAGAGUCUUGAUCCACGCACCCUUCUAAUUCUGGAUUAAGGGCAGCAGCAAGUAAAAGGUGGAGAAAGUUGUUUGCAAUGAGAGCACCUCAAGAAUUUUGAUCUGGGCUUCUAGUUCUGGUUCAAGAUAUUGUCCACUUAAAUUGCCAGUCAAGAUUAUGAAAGCCAAUGACGUAUCUAGCAGCACCAUAUGAGAAACAAAUAAUUCUUCUCUGAUUCCAGGAUCCUUGGUGCUAUUGUUUGUCUUCUAAAAUACGAUAAAUCAGAAGAUCAAGCUGAGGGUAGACUAAGUAAAAGAAAAGUCUAAGCUAUGAAUCUAAGUUCUUGAUAGGUUGCGAGCAUAUUUUUUUGUUUACCUAAAGCUGUAGGAGUAUUCAUUGUUGAUCCAGCUGUUGUACUUGAAUUCAGGAAAGAAAUCCAGACUUUGGUACGUUUAGAGUUGGUAUAGAUGUGCAAUCUGUUUAGGGUCCAAUAGACAGUUACUACUUACGUAGAAAUGGCCUUGAAGUUGCAAAAUUGGGUCAAUAAUUUGUCUCUAAGAACACUUCAAUCGUACUAAACAUUAUGUGGUUUUAACCUUCAAUGAUUUUAUAUCUAACAACACCACAUGACAAACAAAGAAUUCUUCUCUGAUUUUUGGCUGAGAUGAUAAGUUUUGGUUGUUGAUUUUUGGAUAGGCAGAACCCUCAAUUCCUGGUGCCACAGUUUGUCGUCUGAAAUAUAAUAAAAGUUUUGAACUAGGUAAUAGUAAAAGCUAUGCCAUGAAUCUAAAUUCUUGACAAGGUAAGUAUUCGGGAAUGCACAGUAAUUUUGUAAUCUGUGUGCUAUACCAUAAAGUUCGUAGACAUUUUCUUCUCUUUUUAAAUGCAGACUAUGAUGUUGCCAAUGUUCAAUUGAAAUUGUUAAAACUAAUGACUGCCAAAAUACUAAUUUGCUUUCUGUAAAACUAAUAGCAGAAUUGAUCUGUAAUAACAGUUUAAUGAUAGUAAAAACCAUAAUAAAAACCAGUGAGAUAUCUCCUGUUUAUGUUAUACCGAUGACGUUGAGGCAUGUGAGAUAUUAUGUCACAGUUUCCAAAAUCUCUUAUGCUGCAAAUGAGAACAAAAAUAAUGAUGGCUGGUGAUGACAUUAUGGAGAAAUUGGAAACAAUGCGUUGUUAAUUGAAGAUGAUACCAUGAUAUCAUCAUAUCUGGAAUCAAUGUUUAGUUAUUUGGUAAAAAAAAACAUUGAUAUUGUGGUGGCUUUUGAAAUUUAAAACGAUCAAAUUAUUGCACUGAGUUAACGGCUACUUUAGCAGUGUUGACAUAUUAAUGUUGCUGCCCUUUUAUUAAUCAUAAUAAUCUCUUCAAGAUCUUUUCUUUCUGUUUGUUAAUGUUUUCAAUUUUACAGUAUCUAGGUUUCUAAAAACAAUUUGGAGGAAGGGGAUUAGCUGUUAGACAAGUAACACUGCUUUCCUGUUUUUCUGGUUCGGGAUUUUGCUGCUUCUUUUUCUUCAGAAGGAACAGAAAUUAUAACCUUCUCAUUGGUUUUGAUAAUUGUGAAUCUUUCUAAUUCCAGACUGCAGAUCUUUGCUGUACUUGGAUUUUCUUGAAGGCAUCAAACCAAACAUCAUUACAGUAUUACACAGAUGUGCCACUUUGAUCUAAGUGUCUAGGCCAAUCAAUCAUUCUACUUCUGCAGUUUCUGUCUUCAAAUGUCUAGGAAACAGCUGCCUGUAUAAGGAAGAGAAAGCCAUUAGGCAAUGGACCACCUCGAGAUCUGGUUUCUCUAUUUUAAGGCUACAGUGCACUGUGUUAUUCCGAUGGUCUGUUGCAUAUGAAAACCGGGUGCUGGAGCUGUCGGGGCCACUGGAACUCUUAAAGGGCGUUAGAGCAGAAGAAUGUAUGUGCAGUUGUUCAGAAAAGCCGAAGAAUGUAUGUGCAACUGUUCAAGAGCCGAGGUACAAGAGGCCGAGAGUCAUGCAAGCAUAAAAUCAUCGACUGCCGGUAA
Rosa rugosa (rugosa rose) is the source of this 6420-nucleotide messenger RNA. Its product is annotated as putative disease resistance RPP13-like protein 1. The transcript is spliced from 8 exons. Gene Ontology annotation, molecular function: ADP binding; protein binding. NCBI's taxonomy places the organism in Eukaryota, Viridiplantae, Streptophyta, Magnoliopsida, Rosales, Rosaceae. Gene Ontology annotation, biological process: defense response to other organism. The record is from RefSeq and is a predicted model, not a curated record. The coding region runs from base 291 to 4382 and encodes 1363 amino acids.